Prorocentrum cordatum is the source of this 1227-nucleotide messenger RNA. The record is from the annotation of a GenBank genome assembly. Lineage: Eukaryota; Dinophyceae; Prorocentrales; Prorocentraceae.
AUGCGAUGGGAGUCCGCAGUCGGGAACGACUUCAGCGCGGAGGCAGACAAUUUUUUCGAGAGGCGCUGGAGCUACAUCACAUACCAUUUACCUUUGACUUUGACGCUAGCGUACAACAAGGGUGGUCAGUUCCAGCAGGACCAAGAGGAGACCCUGCAGUUGGAUCGCGAUGCCUUCAUGCUGGCUCUGAGGACAGGGAAGUUAAACCUGCGCCCUCACAUGCGCGCCCGGUCUGUGACUUCGAGGGCUCGGACUUGGAAGACCUUUGUGACCGCGCGCGGUUGCGCCUUCCUCUUCGGCAUUGCCCCUACUUCCCUGAUGACAGAGACCGACGCGGGUCGGUCUGCCGCGGAAGGCGCGGCGACUCCACCCUGGUUCAAGGAGAGCGCCAAGCGCAGGGGCGAGGACAACGCAGGGGGCACAGUGCAAAAACAUCACCUCGGCGGCGGAAAGGGCGGCGGCGACGGGACCAACCAGAAAAGCCGCGGCAGCGCCAAGAGCGACGCGGCGCACAGGCGGCCCACGCUCAGCUCGGCAGGGGAAGUGGCCGACGUGAAGGGCGCUCUGUGCCUCGAUCUCGAGCUCCCAGACGCAGCCAGGGGGCCCUCGAAGGCGCGCGAAGGCGCAGGCGUCACGCACAACAAGCAGCCCCUUGAGAUGAAGGAGUGGGCAAGACCUUCUCGGAAGUCGGACAAGGGCAAGGCGGUGCUCCGCGACGAGAUGAAGGCGUCAUACUUGCAGCACAUUUGCAAUGCAGACAUGGGGUGCGACGCGCCGAAGGCUCUGUUGAGCGUGCAGCUUCAUCGGGGCCAGCAGAUCGGCAACAUCCUGGCGAAGCAGAUGGAGAGGCUCAUCCUAUUCGAACAAGGCGAGUUCAUCCCAGGAGCGGCUCCGAGGGGCCCCCUGGAGAGGGUGCUGGGCACGGAGCUGCUCGGGCUGGCGCUCUGCGCGAAAUUCAGUUCAGGCCUCGGUCUCGGGAAGAUAUCUUUUCAGGGGAUGCUGCCCGCGCAGCUGCCCGGCUCCGUGGCGGCAUGCGAGGAGCCCAAGCUGGUCGGGGUGGGCCGGGACUCCCCGUCGUCCAGUUCCAAGGCCGCCGCGCCGAUGACGUCGACGUCGCUGACCUGCAUCCCAGAGGCGAAGCUGCACAUCAGCAACUUCUUCAGGGUGGUCCUUGCUGGCAGCGGCUCCUCCGACGUCGCCGAUGCCGUCUGCGGCUCGCAGCUCAGC